Messenger RNA from Hirsutella rhossiliensis, 1446 nucleotides. RefSeq names its product aminopeptidase I zinc metalloprotease (M18) domain-containing protein. Lineage: Eukaryota; Fungi; Ascomycota; Sordariomycetes; Hypocreales; Ophiocordycipitaceae. The record is from RefSeq and is a predicted model, not a curated record. Gene Ontology annotation, biological process: proteolysis. The coding region runs from base 1 to 1446 and encodes 481 amino acids. Gene Ontology annotation, molecular function: zinc ion binding; metalloaminopeptidase activity. Gene Ontology annotation, cellular component: fungal-type vacuole. The transcript is spliced from 2 exons.
AUGGCGCCUCCCAAGCCCGCGCUCGACUUUGUUGACUUUGUCAACGCCUCGCCCACCCCCUACCACGCCGUCCGCUCCGCCGGCGCCCGCCUCGAAAAGGCCGGCUUCACCCUGAUCCGCGAGCGAGACUGCUGGACUUCGGCCCUCAAGCCCGGCGGCAAGUACUACCUCACCCGCAACGGCUCGUCCAUAAUCGCCUUUGCCGUCGGCCACAAGUGGAGGCCCGGCAACCCCGUCGCCAUUGUCGGCGCCCAUACCGACUCGCCCUGCCUGCGCCUCAAGCCCGUCUCCAAAAAGUCCAACGUCGGCUACCUCCAGAUCGGCGUCGAGACCUACGGCGGCGGCAUCUGGCACUCGUGGUUCGACCGUGAUCUGAGCAUUGCCGGCCGCGUCCUCGUCCGCCAAGGCGACAGCGUCGUCCAGAAGCUCGUCAAGGUCGACAGGCCGCUCCUGCGCAUCCCCACCCUCGCCAUCCAUCUCAACCGCGAUGCAGGUUUUGAUCCCAACAAGGAGACGGAGCUCUUCCCCAUUGCCGGUCUCGCUGCCGCAGAGUUGAACAAGGCCAGUCCCGAGCAUGACGAGCUGGUCACCGCCAGCAAGGACGGCUUUCAGCCCCUCGACAAGAUGACAGACCGCCAUCAUCCCGCCCUGCUCGACCUCAUCGCCGGCGAGCUCGGCGUCGAUGUCUCGGCCAUUGCCGACUUCGAGCUCGUCCUCUACGAUACGCAGAAGUCGUGCAUCGGAGGCCUCGCCGACGAGCUCAUCUUCUCCCCGCGCCUCGACAACUUGGGCAUGACGUACUGCGCCAUCAUGGGCCUCAUCUCCUCUGUCAAGGAGAGCUCUUCGCUCGACAGCGACUCCACCAUCCGCCUUGCCGCCUGCUUCGACCACGAGGAGAUUGGCUCCCAGUCGGCCCAGGGCGCCCAUUCCAACAUGCUGCCGUCGGUGCUGCGCCGCCUGUCCAUCUUGCCCGGCGCCCGCGACGCCUCCUCCGAGGCCGACGACUCGACGGCACACGAGCAGACGCUUUCACGCUCCUUUCUCGUCUCGGCCGACAUGGCGCAUGCGGUGCACCCCAACUACGCCGCCAAGCACGAGUCGUCGCACCAGCCCGCCAUCAACAAGGGCACCGUCAUCAAGGUCAACGCCAACCAGCGCUACGCCACCAACUCGCCCGGCAUCAUCCUCGUCCAGGAGUGCGCCCGCCUUGCUGGCGUGCCCCUGCAACUCUUCGUCGUGCGCAACGACUCGCCCUGUGGGAGCACCAUAGGGCCCGGCCUCGCCGCUCGCAUGGGCAUGCGCACGCUCGACCUCGGCAACCCGCAGCUCAGCAUGCACAGCAUCCGCGAGACGGGCGGCACGGCCGACGUCGAGCACGGCCUCAAGCUCUUUCACCAGUUUUAUCACAGCUACGGCCGUCUGGAGUCCAAGAUUCUCGUCGACUGA